AUGGGGGAGCCAAGAUCUUCAUCACCCGCCUCAACAUCUCAAAAUUCUUCAACUUCUUCACCAACAACACCAACAACAUCUUCAUUACCAUCUCCACCUCCACUUCCUACAAACAUCUCCCUCAUUCAACCCUCUCAAAAACGAAAACACAAACCUAAAGUCGUUCGUGUCUUCCGCUCCGUUUUCCGUUCCUUUCCCAUCAUAACCCCCGCUUGCAAAUUCCCUACAAUCACAACAGGACCCAACGACGCCCACCACCACCACCACAAAAACAUCGGUGGAAACAUCGGGACAAAGGUAUCUGGAACGUUAUUUGGUCACCGGAAAGGACGCGUCAGUCUCUCCGUUCAAGAGAAUCCAAAGUGUUUACCUUCAUUGGUUAUCGAACUUUCCAUGCAAACAAGCGUGUUACAGAAGGAAAUGGCGGCAGGAAUGGUGAGAAUUGCACUAGAAUGUGAAAAAAGACAAGAAAAAGACAAGACAUUGUUGACUGAAGAACCGUUAUGGACAAUGUUUUGUAACGGGAAGAAAACGGGUUAUGGUGUGAAGAGAGAUGCUACGGAAGAGGAUCUACAUGUUAUGGAACUUCUUAAGGCUAUAACAAUGGGUGCUGGCGUUGUUCCAACGAAAAAUGAAGUUGAUGAUGUUGAUGGAAGAGAAAUGGCUUAUAUGAGAGCUUCUUUUGAACAUGUAGUUGGUUCUAAGGAUUCUGAGACUCUUUAUAUGUUGAGUCCAGAGGGAAAUAAUCCCGGGCCUGAACUUUCUAUAUUUUUUGUGAGGAUUUAA
This is a messenger RNA of Lathyrus sativus (Indian pea), 786 nucleotides long. NCBI's taxonomy places the organism in Eukaryota, Viridiplantae, Streptophyta, Magnoliopsida, Fabales, Fabaceae. The record is from the annotation of a GenBank genome assembly.